AUGAAAACACCGCUAAGGCAACAUGAAUACACAGCAAAGACAAUUGCCCCCUCCCCUACCUCACCAUCCCCUACUGCCCCCUCCCCUACCUCACCAUUCCCUACUGCCCACUCCCCUACCUCACCAUCCCCUACUGCCCCCUCCCCUACCUCACCAUCCCCUACUGCCCACUCCCCUUCCUCACCAGCGCCUACUGCCCACUCCCCUACCUCACCAUCCCCUACUGCCCCCUCCCCUUCCUCAACAUUCCCUACUGCCCACUCCCCUACCUCACCAUCCCCUACUGCCCACUCCCCUACCUCACCAUCCCCUACUGCCCACUCCCCUUCCUCACCAGCACCUACUGCCCACUCCCCUACCUCACCAUCCCCUACUGCCCCCUCCCCUUCCUCAACAUUCCCUACUGCCCACUCCCCUACCUCACUAUCCCCUACUGCCCCCUCCCCUACCUCACCAUCCCCUACUGCCCACUCCCCUACCUCACCAUCCCCUACUGCCCCCUCCCCUUCCUCAACAUUCCCUACUGCCCACUCCCCUACCUCACCAUCCCCUACUGCCCCCUCCCCUACCUCACCAUCCCCUACUGCCCACUCCCCUUCCUCACCAGCGCCUACUGCCCACUCCCCUACCUCACCAUCCCCUACUGCCCCCUCCCCUUCCUCAACAUUCCCUACUGCCCACUCCCCUACCUCAUCCCCAUCCCCUACCUCACCAUCCCCUACUGCCCACUCCCCUUCCUCACCAGCGCCUACUGCCCACUCCCCUACCUCACCAUCCCCUACUGCCCCCUCCCCUUCCUCAACAUUCCCUACUGCCCACUCCCCUACCUCACUAUCCCCUACUGCCCCCUCCCCUACCUCACCAUCCCCUACUGCCCACUCCCCUACCUCACCAGCCCCUACUGCCCCUUCCCCUUCCACGCCAGCCCCUACUGCCCCCUACCCUACCUCACCAGCCCCUACUGCCCCUUCCCCUUCCACGCCAGCCCCUACUGCCCCCUACCCUACCUUGCCAGUCCCUACUGCCCCCUGA
Molecule: messenger RNA, 1032 nt
Organism: Oncorhynchus keta (chum salmon)
Lineage: Eukaryota; Metazoa; Chordata; Actinopteri; Salmoniformes; Salmonidae
Exons: 2
Coding region: 1-1032 (343 amino acids)
Biological process (GO): regulation of DNA-templated transcription
Cellular component (GO): nucleus
Molecular function (GO): DNA binding; nuclear receptor activity
Source: RefSeq, a predicted model, not a curated record